AUGCCUCGGCCCCGUAAUCUUUGCGCGAGCCUUGUACCAUCUCUGCUAUUGCCUCCUGCACCACCCGUUCCUGCUUCGACAGCGUCUGCUCGGCCAUUCCUCCAGCUUCCGCCAGACGACGGUGUCGGGGUUUCUCUCGGCCGCUUCGACGACGGCGUGGGAGCAUGCGAAAGCUACUAUCGAGCUUUUGCAGGACAUGCGAAGCGCCGGGGCGAUCGCGCAUACGUCGUCUUAUGGUUGAACCAUGCGUCUGGGUCAAGGAGAGCCGAGGCGACAGUGGUUUUACAGGCUAGUCUUGAUUUCUUACAGGAUAUUAGCCGAUACUGGAACAAUGUAUCAUACAUGACAACCGCCCUGAAGCGCUUCUCAGACGACAGUCACAACUUCGCUGAGCUCAUUUCGGACGCGCUAAUCAUCAAGCCCUUCUCUCAGGAAGAGUGUGAGACGUUGUUGACUCUGGUGGAUUAUAGUACUAUAUCGAAUGCGCCGAGUGCGAGUCGUGUUAAAGAUAGUGCUCAGUAUGGUCCGGAUUUACUCUCAGAUGUACAUAAUUCAUGGUUCGAUUUGUUUGAGGGUGUUGUUGAUGCGGACCUUACGGUGUCCGAUAUGGAGUUGCCGGUGAACUUUGGGGUUGCUGAUUAUGCGUCGGCGAUGUAG
Molecule: messenger RNA, 657 nt
Organism: Talaromyces proteolyticus
Lineage: Eukaryota; Fungi; Ascomycota; Eurotiomycetes; Eurotiales; Trichocomaceae
Exons: 3
Coding region: 1-657 (218 amino acids)
Source: RefSeq, a predicted model, not a curated record